AUGUGUGAUAUCAUAGAAGACAUUUUAUCCUGCCCAAUGAACACAACAUCGCCAAAAUCCUCACUGGCUAAACUUGGUAUACAUACCAAACCAAAAUCCCUAAAAGUUAUGGUCCUAGGGCAAAGUGGUGUGGGUAAAACGGCAAUGGUAGUGCGUUUCAUAACACGACGCUAUAUCGGAGAAUAUGAUCCCAAUUUAGAGAAAAUUUAUACAUUCAAUACCUCCUUAGAUAAUGAUUAUGUACAUUUUGAUAUUUUGGAUGCAACGGGACAACCAAAUGAAGCCGAUUGUGUUAAUUUGGAAUCUAAUAUACGUUGGGCAGAUGCCUUUAUACUCAUGUAUUCCGUAACGGAUAAAUGUAGUUUUGACGAGUGUAAUCGUUUGAAAUUUUUAAUCAAUUACAAUAAGCGUAGACGAAAAUUGGGUUCCAAUAGUAAAGACUGUAUGGCAGAGGUGCCGGUUAUAUUAGUGGGCAACAAAACCGAUCAAAUAGGCGAUAGAAUGGUAACACUGGAGGAGGGUCAGCGAAGGUUUAAAGAAUUAAGCUGUGCCUUUCAUGAAAUUUCCGUACGAGAAAGUGUGGAACAAGUACAAUCAGUAUUUCGAGAUGUUUUUCGCUUUUGGCGUGUAUUUAGUAAGUUUCCCAAACUAAAACGUUCUACUAGUGAUGUACAAAAUGAAUCCCUAAGUCCCGACUCAGGAUGUUCCUUUUACGACACAGCUUAUUUGGCUAAUGAAACUAGAAGAUCAUUUUUAGUCAUUGGUACUGCGUGUUUAGAAGAGAACGAUCAUUCCGAAUCCACUGAUGAGAUUAGUUGCAGUAGUUUAAGAAGUUCUAGCAGUGAACUAGAAACACCAUUUCGUAGUCGUGCCUCUACCGAUGGCACAUUAUUGUCACGACCUCGAAGAUGGCGUUAUCCCCCACCGGAUUGUCGAUUACCUCAUACGAAUCGUGUAGAGAGACGCAUGAGUAUUUCUACACGAGGUAGUAAUGCUAGUUAUUAAUUUAAAUUUAAACUAAAAAAAUAAUAAUUAAAUGCUUUUUUUGUAAUUUAUACCGAAUAUAUGCAAAGAAUUUAUUUAUGUAAUUUAGUAAAAUUCAUAUUUUAUAUACUAGCUAAAUAAAUAUUUUUUGUGCAAAGUAUUUUUUUAUACGAGAAUGUUGCAAAACUACUGACUAGUAUAUAGAAUAUGCUAUAGGCGAGACUACAAUUGAAACCAUAGCCUAUAGACAAGUAUACUAUAGUUCGGACUAUGGUCUGAACCACCUAUAGUCCAGAUUAUAGACUUUUGCCCUG
Molecule: messenger RNA, 1298 nt
Organism: Lucilia sericata (common green bottle fly)
Lineage: Eukaryota; Metazoa; Arthropoda; Insecta; Diptera; Calliphoridae
Product: ras-like protein 2
Molecular function (GO): GTPase activity; GTP binding
Source: RefSeq, a predicted model, not a curated record